AUGCGUUUCAUUAAACUGAAAAGCAGAUUUUACUGUGGCGAGCGAUUCUAUGCACCGGCCAAGGGCGAUGGGCGCAUAAUUGGUAUAACAUUAACAUGGGCUUUGUUGGUGAUCUUGUUGGUGGUGUUUCGCCCGGUGGCCGAUGCUCAGGGCGUACUGGUGCCGGUCGAAUCGGAUGGCAACGAGACGUCCGAGUACUACCAUCUCGAGAUGGGAGCUAGUGCGGAAGUGAAGGAACGCGAAAUGCAGGAACUGCGCCAAAAGCUGGCCGGUACAACGUUGCGUGUCACCACACUUCAGGACUGGCCCCUUAGCUACACGGUUAAAAUCAACGGCACGUACAUCGGUGCCGGUGUUGCCUUCGAUCUGCUCGAGUUCCUGAUGGAAAAGUUCAACUUCACCUACGAGCUGGUAAUGCCGGAGCAAAACAUUGUCGGCUCAUCGAACGAUAUGGCCGGCAGUGUGCUGCAACUGCUAUCGAACGGAUCAGCCGACAUAGCGGUCGCCUUUCUGCCGAUCUUGGCGGACGCCCGUCAGCACAUCCGCUACUCGACCGGGCUAGACGAGGGCGAAUGGAUCAUGAUCAUGGUGCGUCCGAUGGAAUCGGCUAGCGGAUCCGGUCUGCUUGCACCGUUCAAUCGGGAUGUUUGGAUAUUGAUUCUGCUCUCGCUGCUUGCUGUUGGGCCGAUCAUCUACGGUUUGCUGAUACUACGCCACCGGCUUACGAAGGACAAGGAGCAGGUCAUCUACAGCUUACCGCACUGCGUUUGGUUCGUGUACGGUGCGCUGAUGAAGCAGGGCAGUACCCUAUCGCCGACGGGAGAUUCUACCCGUAUUCUGUUCGCAAGCUGGUGGAUAUUCAUCACAAUCCUAACCUCCUUCUACACGGCCAAUCUAACCGCCUUCCUCACCCUGUCCAAGUUUACGCUCCCAAUCAACAACGCAGAGGACAUCCGGCGAAAGGAGAAACAGUUUGUAACUAUCCGUGGCGGUGCCGUGGAGUAUGCAAUCAAAAAUCGCGAUGAAACAUUGAACGCCCUGAGCGUGCUGGUCGACAAGCGGCUGGUAGACUUCACCACCAACGUUAACGACAGUGACACGCUGGCAGACAAGGUGGCUAAACAUAACUACGUGUUCGUCCGUGACCGACCCGCUAUCGAUCACAUGAUCUACGCGGACUAUCUGGUGAGGCGUAAGAUUAACACACUCGUCGAACGGUUGCAUUGUCCGUACGCGACCGCCACCACACCGUUCUUGAAGCGCAACCGUGCCUUUGGAUAUCCACUCACCACCGAAUGGAACCGUAUCUUUGAUCCGGAGUUGCUCAAAAUGGUGGAAGGUGGCAUCGUCAAGUACAAGCUGCACGAUCGUCUGCCAAAAGCCGAAAUCUGUCCCCAGAAUUUGGGCGGUACGGAGCGUCAGCUGAAGAACCGUGAUCUCGUCAUGACAUACUUCGUCAUGGUGACCGGGUUCGUCACCUCGAUCGUAGUUUUCGUGACCGAACUUGGAUUCCGCUACCUAAACCAACGCAAACUGAACGAUCAGCUGCAGCUUCAGCAACAAACCUCCAAAAAGCUCCCGACCGAGCGCAUCUCCUAUCUGGGCAAACAGUUUACUGCCGGAGAUUCACCGCCGCCACCGUACGCGGAAAUAUUUAGCCGCCAUCAGCUCGGUGUGCUUGGUAGCGAGCGGACAGGGAAGCUGUUCGGCGAUGACGGUAGUGGCCAUCCGGGGAAGGGUACUGGAAAUCGGCAGAUGAUCAACGGUCGGGAUUAUAUGGUGGUGCGGGAGAAGAAUGGGCUCGGUUCUCGGUUGAUCCCGAUGCGUGCCCCAUCGGCGGCCAUCUUUCACUAUACGUAUGCCAAUUGA
Anopheles maculipalpis is the source of this 1869-nucleotide messenger RNA. RefSeq names its product glutamate receptor ionotropic, kainate 2 (gene Ir76b). Gene Ontology annotation, cellular component: membrane. Gene Ontology annotation, molecular function: glutamate-gated receptor activity. Bases 1 to 1869 code for a protein of 622 amino acids. NCBI's taxonomy places the organism in Eukaryota, Metazoa, Arthropoda, Insecta, Diptera, Culicidae. The record is from RefSeq and is a predicted model, not a curated record. The transcript is spliced from 5 exons.